AUGGACUACCAACAUGUUCUGGUCUAUUUCAUGUGGACUUUCACUGCAGUUUCUGCACAGGAUGUGAAAUAUUUCCUGAAGGGUCAGGACAUACACUUGAUGCCAUCCAUCUCUGAACAACCUAUUGAAUUUAUCUGGCUACAUAAUGAAAAUGAUGUGGUAUUCUUUACUGGCACGGAGGACAUUGUAAAUUCUUCAUACAAGAACAGAAUCACUCUGGACCGGGUCUCUGCAGAACUCACCAUCAAAAACGCCACAUAUGAAGACAGUGGAGUCUAUCUCCUAGGAAUGAACAUACACAACAAGCCUGAUACUUUCCAGUGUACAAUUGAAGUUGUAGACAAAGUAUCCAAACCCAACAUAUCCUGUGAGAUGAGCGACACAAAGCAGGCGACACUUGUGUGCUCAACAGAGUCCAAACAUCCUCAUUUAUUAAAGUUUAAGUGGAGCUCAGCAGGAAAGGAGCAGACUGGACCAAAUUUAACAAUAACUGUCAGGAAUGAAGAUGAUGAUCACGUUUAUCGUUGUGAUGUCAGCAACCCUCUGACCAAUGAAAAGGCUUCAUUCACCGCUAAGGACUGCUUCCCGGGUAAAAGAUCAGAUGCUCUACUGAUUUUCAUGUUAGUCUGUAUCUUCAUUCUGGUCAUCAUCGUGUGUUGGGUUUUAUACAUACAAUGUCAAAAUCUAAAAGUGUCCAAAGAGCGUGAUGAAAACACAUCCUUCUUAGACCAAAUACUCACUCUUCCCUCCAUUAAGAAUAAUAUAAAUGAAAAGUGGAACUCAGGAUUGAACGUGUUGACUGAGGAUGAGAAGAUGGAUACAGAAGGAGCCAUGCUACUCACUGCUCCUGUUCAUGCACUUCAUUCCUCUUCAACAGACAUAAACACUAUCACUGAACUUUCAGAAACCAGCAAUGAUCAGCAAGUUCAUCUGAAAAAUUCAGAGGAAAAUGUGACAAAAGAUGACUUUCUGAAUCCAGCGACACUGAGUGAUUGGGGAGGCAAAAAACAUGAGGGACAAAGCAACACUUGGACAGGAACCAGUUCUACAUAUCCAUCCAUCCAUCCAUCCAUCCAUUUUCUACCGUUUGUUCCUCUAAAAGUCGCAGGAGAACCACCAAUACUUGCCAGUGUUGUACCAUUCAGCCAAUCCAAUGUAACCUGCCAUACCUGUCAACCUGCCUACUAA
Molecule: messenger RNA, 1188 nt
Organism: Nerophis lumbriciformis (worm pipefish)
Lineage: Eukaryota; Metazoa; Chordata; Actinopteri; Syngnathiformes; Syngnathidae
Source: RefSeq, a predicted model, not a curated record